GUUUCCUAUCACCCACCUUGAGGACAAGGUGGUUGUUUAGGGGGAGGGGAGUAUUGAUAGGAAUAGAUAUUAAGUGGGCCUAUUAUUAUAGAUAAUAAUAAGUGGGCCUGAAAUAUUAAUAGCAGGGAAAGGGUUAUGGGAUAUAUUAGUAGUCUAUCCCUACGGGAGUAUUAACUAUAAAUAGAUGUGGGAGUAGCUAAAUAAUGGAGGCAGUUAUUGAAUUGGCAUUUUGGUUUAGGAGAGUGGGCUUCUCGAACAGUCCCAGCACUUGUAUUCUUACUUGAGCUUUUCUUACCGCAAUAAACAAUUGAUCGAUCUGUUCUUACUUCUUAGUUCAUUAGUUAGAGAAAUUGUUACAGAUCUGUCCAGAUUCUAACAUACUGGUUGUAGCUUCAUUAUGUUUCCGUAAUCCAGAGCAACAUUAAUGGAAAUAAAGAGUAUAAGACUAGCCACCUACCACCUCAUUCAGACCAUUUCAUCAGUUUACGUUUAUACUUGAUGUUAAACAAAAGAAGAGUUCUAUAGGUGCAUGAUUGAAGAAAGAAAUAUGCUAGCGAUAAUAAAAAUAUGGAUAUGAAGAAGAAAUAUAGCAGUGGUCUUAGCAACAAAUAGCACUUAAAAGUGAACUGUUAAACCUUGACCUUGUAGAAUAUGAUAUGAAAUCAAGGAUACUGUGGAUUUAUUUCCUGAUUUAGAGAAUAACUACUAUUGUACUUAAGAUCUGAUUUUGUAUUAAUUACCAGUAUCAUGUAUUUUAUUCUUUCUAGAAAUAGGAUAUUCUAUUAUUUAGAUUAGCAGAUUGUAUAUUUAAUGCCUUAGUUUCUCUCCUCAAUAGGCUGUAUAAAUAUCCUAUCAUUCUGAGAUUGUAAUAUAUAUCACAAAUAUUCAGAAUUUCACAUGGUAUCAGAGCUCUAGCUAUCCUAGGGUUUCUGUACUCCUCUUCUGGUCGUGCCCAUCUCUUAUGUCUAUCAUGGCUCACGAAAACAACAGCUUCAUCUCAGAGACAACCUCUAAAACACCCUCACCAAUUCUUUUUGCCUCUUUUCAAAUAAAUGAAGAUGUCUCUCUCAUUACCAGCUGCAAAUUCAAUGGACACAAAUUCUUUCAACUUGAAGCCCUUCAGAAACUUCUGAAUCAUUCCUCCAUUCAUCCAACCUCUAUGCAUGAUACUAGUAUGUUGGCUAUGAGAGGUAAUAAAUCAGUUGCUUGUUCUGUCAAUAGAAGCACUAACAAAUCAUGGAUUCUAGACUCCGGAGCUUCAGAUCAGAUGACAAGAGAUGCAUCAAUUUUCUGUGAGUUUCACCCGAAGAAAGGAAAUCAUACAGUCAAAAUAGCAGAUGGCUCACUUUCUCAAGUUGAGGGUUCCGGUUCAGUCAGAAUAACUAAGGACCUCACUCUCAAAUCUGUGCUCUAUGUGCCCAAAUUAGACUGAUUUGAACUCAGGGAAGAGGAUUGGCAAUGCUAAGAUGUGUUCCGGACUAUAUGUUCUACGUGAUGAAGCUUCACCCACCAACACAAACCAAAAGUUCAGUUUGCUUUCUU
This is a messenger RNA of Cuscuta europaea, 1542 nucleotides long. The record is from the annotation of a GenBank genome assembly. NCBI's taxonomy places the organism in Eukaryota, Viridiplantae, Streptophyta, Magnoliopsida, Solanales, Convolvulaceae.